AUGGACAGAGACCCCUGUGUGGGCAGUGGGUGGCUGCAGAUGGACGUCUGUGGCCGGACCAGACGAGUCACCCCGAUAGCUGGCUCUGGCAUAGUGAAGCCCAGGUCUCCACCACCUCUGCCCAGAGUGAAUGGCUGGUCCUGGCAGAUCCACACCCCGCAGGUGGUAGUCUGGACCAUGCUCCCGGCCUUGGCCUUCACCAGUUUUGUCAUCUUCAUCCCCCUUUUCACUGACACCUGCUACUGUCACCUGUGCGGUGUCACUGUAAGUGAGAGAGACAAACUCUGUACGGCAUGCAACAAAUGCACCGCAGGUUUCGAUCACCACUUCAUGUGGCUUAACAACUGUGUGGGCAGCAGGAACUAUUGGUCGCUCUUCACAUCUGUGGGGUCAGCCUUGGCAUGGCUCCUCUGCCUGACGGCCAUCUUAAUGUACCUCAUGGUACAAUACUGGGUGGACAAGGAGGGGCUAAGGGAUUGA
This is a messenger RNA of Trichechus manatus latirostris (Florida manatee), 480 nucleotides long. Its product is annotated as probable palmitoyltransferase ZDHHC11. Gene Ontology annotation, cellular component: Golgi apparatus; endoplasmic reticulum. Bases 1 to 480 code for a protein of 159 amino acids. The record is from RefSeq and is a predicted model, not a curated record. Gene Ontology annotation, molecular function: protein-cysteine S-palmitoyltransferase activity. The transcript has 6 exons. Gene Ontology annotation, biological process: protein targeting to membrane; peptidyl-L-cysteine S-palmitoylation. NCBI's taxonomy places the organism in Eukaryota, Metazoa, Chordata, Mammalia, Sirenia, Trichechidae.